Molecule: messenger RNA, 7920 nt
Organism: Myxocyprinus asiaticus (Chinese sucker)
Lineage: Eukaryota; Metazoa; Chordata; Actinopteri; Cypriniformes; Catostomidae
Product: nucleolar transcription factor 1-like
Exons: 20
Coding region: 3576-5777 (733 amino acids)
Source: RefSeq, a predicted model, not a curated record
AAACGUCCAAGUAUUUUCAAGUAAUGUUUACCACAGACCUUAUUUUACUUGUAAAUUCAAAACUGCCAUUAUAAAAACCCAUAGGGAAAUUUUGAGGGAAUAUAAUGCUCAAAGAUGCAAAUACUUUUCUGGGUUUUUGGGCUAAAGGUCGACCGAUAGUGGAUUUUACCGAUAACUAAGUUGAGCAGUACCUGCCAAUAAUCGAUUAAUUAACUGAUAGUUUUUUAAAUUGAUACUGAAUGAAAAAAUAACAAAGUAAAAUAGUGCUGAACUUUAUUACAAAAAUAAACAGUACUGACUGAACCAUGAAAAUGUGUUGUACUUUUUAAAAUGAAAUAAAUAUUAAUUUACAUGAACUAAUAUUAAAAUUUUAAAGUCAGCUGAUUUUUAAAUUGACGUUGUUUUCUUUGUCCACAGGAGGGCGCGAUAAAUACAUACACCAUUCAGCACUGUUAUAUUAUUGCAUAGAGCAUUCCUAUUCAGGCUGUUAAAAAAAAAAGAGCAUUUCGUUUUCAACUAACGUGCAUAAAAUACAUAAAUAAAAAGUUUUAGUCGGUCCAUAUUCUCAUAUGUUAAGUCAAAAGUAAAAUGAGGGGGGAAACGCUUCAAUAGACCGUUCACAUGGUGUUACACUUGCACUGAUCCCUACUACUCCAGACUCAAGCUUCAUAAUAACUGCGAAAUACCACAUUGCUUUUUGUUUUAAAAAGAGCUUUAAAAGCAUAUUGAGACACCUGUUUUCUGUUAAACUGUAUUUGUUGCACUGUGUCUAGCCUUUUUUACUGCAAGUAUUCGAUUGAUCUGAAGUCAUCAUAUUACAGUGAGGAUACAUUUUUUAAUUGAAAUCAGAUGUGUUUUUGAUUUGUUUAUACGUUUCUCUCGGCUGCAUGAAGAUAUUAAUUUGCUUUCUCACGUUACUAGUUUAAAUAUGCAACUUAGCUGGCUAAUGAAUGCAUAAACGUGACCUCAUGGAUAUAAACUAAUGCUGUAGAUGGUAACAAUCGUGACAUUUAAACAUUUGGGGUGAACUUGUGUCUAUUUUUGUCACAUUGUUCUAACCGCUUGAGGUUAUCUUUAAUGUUAGCAUCCCCUCAGCCUUUUUGGCAAACAUACUGCUGUUCUCUAAUAAUGCAGCAUUUAGUCAACAAAUUAGUUUCUUUAUAAUGAUAUGACAACAUGUACUGUAGUGUACUGUAUGCAUACCUUUUCAUUGUUGAUGUUUUAAAUCCACAUCUAAAGUUCCGCUCCAUGCAGAGUGUAGUCUCAUGUCAAAACAAACACCACAAGGCAUUAGUGAAAUGAUAGUUUUUAUUUCGCCUCUAGAGAGGCCACUCUCGUACUUUUUAAGGACAGUGGACCCUUCCCAGCUGCUCCAGCACCAGACACAAUGGGGAAAAACUAUCAGUGUGGAUUUUUGCAGAUAACCGAUAGUUCCAGAAAUCUGUUAUCAGUGCCGAUUAAUCGGCAAAACCGAUAAAUCGGUCGACCUCUAUUUUGGACAACAUGAACAGCUCUACAGUCGAAGUCAGAAGUUUACAUACACUUAGGUUGAAGUCAUUAAAACUCUUUUUUUUUUUUAACCACUCCACAGAUUUAAUAGUAGCAAACUAUAGUUUUGGCAUGUCAUUUAGGACAUCUGCUUUGUGCAUGACACAAGUAAUUUUUCCAACAAUUGUUUACAGACAGAUUGUUUCACUUUUAAUUGACUAUGUCACAAUUCCAGUGGGUCAGAAAUUUACAUACACUAAGUUAACUGUGCUUUUAAGCAGCUUGGAAAAUUCCAGACAGUGAUGUCAAGCCUUUAGACAGUUAGCCAAUUAGCUUCUGAUAGGAGGUGUACUGAAUUGGAGGUGUACCUGUGGAUGUAUUUUAAGGCCUACCUUCAAACUCAGUGCCUCUUUGCUUGACGUUAUGGGAAAAUCAAAAGAAAUCAGCCAAGACCUCCAAUUGUGGACCUCCACAAGUCUGGUUCAUCCUUGGGAGCAAUUUCCAAGCGCCCGAAGGUACCAUGUUCAUCUGUACAAACAAUAGUACGCAAGUAUAAACACCACGGGACCACGCAGCCAUCAUACUGCUCAGAAGGGCGCAUUCUGUCUCCUAGAGAUGAACGUAGAUUGGUGCGAAGAGGCCCUAUUAUGCUUUUGGGGAUUUUACCUUUCCUUUAGUGUGUAACAUAGCUGUUUGUGUAUGUAAAAGGUCUGCAAAGUUACAAAGGACAAAGUCCACACAAAAGGGAGUUAUUCUCUCCCACAGACAACACUGCUCCUGAACUACACGAAACGCCUGGUUUGUAUUCCAGCCAUUUCUUCCAUAAAGUAUCUGCGUCACUAUGUAACACAUUUGUAUAAUGCCCGCCUAAGGGCUAUUUUGGCCUGCCCUCCAGGAUGAGUUGGGUUAGUGUUGUUGCUAUGUUGAGAAGAUGCUGUUUUCUUCACUGCAAAAGCAAAACCAAAGGCAGACGAAUUGAAGAAUCAGUGGUUAAAAUUUAUUUUAAUUAUUUAGCAGUACAACCGCAACCAAUGCCGGAUUUUCAAGACGGUUACUCCUGAAAGAUGGUGCAGUUCCCACAUUGUUGGGAUAAUCUGGCGCUUCAGAAUUACAACCUGUAAGUAUGUUUGAUUAUUUAUGGAUUUAUCUGCUACCGAGAGUUCAAAUGCAGAGUUUUGUGUUGUAGAUACGGUGUACACCCAGUGCACAGCUGUAGGCUUCUGCUAACCUGCUAGCUAAUGUUAUUGUGUUGAAAUAGUUUUGCUAAUCAGCUGCGGGCCCACUUUUACCUACAAUUGUGGAAUAGUGAUCAAGUGUGGAGAUGGAUUUAUUUGUACAAAUGGUAAUUUUAUGUCUGCAAUCCACGGUAGUGCUCGGCUAACUUGCUAUGUAAUGUUAUUGUUUUGGUAAGGGUUUACUAUUCAGCUGUGGGCCGGCUUUUACCUAAAACUGUGUAACAAAAUGGUUGAUCUCAAGAGUCUUAUAUAAUUGUAUGAUUAUUACAAGCUGUAAUGUUACGGCCGCUAUCCACGGUAGCCCACGGAUAACUUGAUCACUAACUCUCUAAUACCCCCGGUAAUAUCCAACCUGGAGUAAGCCUUUGUUCUCCAUUCAUAGCUCUGGUGAAAAAAAAUGUGGCUACACGAAUUCCAGCAAAAGAUGACUAACUUAUAUGCACUAUGUGUCUUUUACUUGAAGUUUUGUUAGGUUCACAAUAAUCAACAAUGUACGUGUAAGAAAGCUACAAAAUUAAAACUUACCACUGUGAAACGUCCUGCUCAAUUCGUGCUUGCGAAGGUGGUUCGGGUCGAUCAGCUUGUUCUUCCAAACCAGCUGCCCAAUCAGAGCAGGAUGAGCUUUUCGGAAAGGGGGGCUUUAAAGAGACAGGAGGUAAAUCGGAGCGUUUCAGCCAGAGGAUGAAAAUAGGUUUAGCAGAAAUAUAGAGUUUAAAUGUAUUUGGCUAAGGUGUAUGUAAAAUUAUGACUUCAACUGUAUAUAAGUAGGAGUUUAAGCUGUCCUUUAUUUAUUUUAUUCGUAAUUCAUAUUUAACAUUAAAUUAUAAUUUUUCACCAGAGUAAUUCCAAGCAAUGAAUGGAGAAAUGAACUCCACCGCUGCAGACCCCGUUUGGGAGCAGGAUGAUCUGUUGAAGCUGUUGGAUGCCAUGAAGGGGAACCUGCCUGAAAAGGAUCAAGCCAAGUACAAGACAUCCGAGUCCCAUCUGGACUGGGAGAAAGUGGCUUUUAACACAUUCUCUGGAGAGAUGUGCAAACAGAAAUGGCUGGAAGUUUCACGCGAGAUACGCAAAUUCCGCACACUCACUGAGCUGAUUGUGGAUGCCCAGGACUACAUCAAAAAUCCCUACAAAGGAAAGAAACUGAAGAAACACCCGGACUUUCCCAAAAAGCCAUUGACACCAUAUUUCCGUUUUUUUAUGGAAAAACGAGCCAAGUAUGCUAAACUACACCCAGAGAUGAGCAACCUUGAUCUCACAAAAAUCCUUUCGAAAAAAUACAGGGAGCUGCCAGAGCGUAAAAAAGAAAAAUAUGUGAAAGAUUUUCUCAGAGAAAAAGAGUCUUUCGUGCUCAACAUGAUGAAGUUCAAGAAGGACCAUCCAGACCUUGUAGAGAAUGGCAACAAGAAGUCCAAUGUUCCAGAGAAGCCCAAGACACCCCAGCAGCUGUGGUAUUGCCAUGAGAAGAAGGCCUAUCUCAAAGCACAUCCAGAUGCGACCACCAAAGACAUCAAGGAUAGUCUUGGGAAGCAGUGGCCACAGCUCUCGGACAAGAAGAGGAUGAAAUGGAUCAUGAAGUCACUUGAACAGAAAAAAGAGUAUGAGGAGAAGAUGCGUGAGCUCAUUCAACAGCACCCAGAGAUGAACAUCACAGAGGAGGACAUUGUCAAAUCUACUCUGACUAAAGCAGAGAGACACCUAAAGGAUAAGUUUGACGGGCGGCCAGACAAACCACCAUCUAAUGGUUACUCAAUGUUCUGUGCUGAACUGAUGUCCAGUAUGAAAGACGUUCCCAGUACGGAGCGUAUGGUCAUGUGCAGCCAGCGCUGGAAAGUCCUCAAACAGAGUGAGAAGGAUGCAUACCAAAAACGCUGUGAACUGAAAAAGAAAGAAUACGAGGUUGAGAUGAAUCGCUUCUUAUUAAGUAUCUCAGAGGAGGAACAGCAGAGAAUACUGGCAGAACAGAAGAUGAGCAGCUUUAAAAAGGCAGGUGGCGGCACUCCUGCUUCCAAAAAGAAGAGCUCCAAAGCAAAGUCUGCAGAGAAACCCAAGCUUCCUGUUUCUGCAAUGUUCAUUUUCUCGGAGGAGAAGCGCCCUAAACUUCAACAGGAAAGGCCCGAUCUGUCUGAAAUGGAGCUCACCAGACUACUGGCCCGUAUGUGGAACGAGCUUUCUGAUAAGAAGAAGGAGAAAUAUAAAAAUCUGGAAAUGACGCUGAAGGCAGACUCUGAGAGGCAGAGUGAGGAGAAAGGAAAGCGACCAGAAACGCCCAAAACGGCUCAGGAAAUCUGGCAACAGAGCGUCAUUGGAGACUAUCUCGCCCGGUUUAAGAAUGAUCGGAUUAAAGCUCAGAAGGCCAUGGAGGCCACCUGGAACACCAUGGAGAAGAAAGAGAAGAUUGUGUGGAUCAAGAAGGCUGCAGAGGACCAGAAAAGAUACGAGAGAGAGCUGAGUGAGAUGCGAUCUCCUCCUCCAGUCAUUACCCCAGGGAAGAAAAUGAAAUUUGAAGGGGAACCUAAGAAACCACCCUCGAAUGGUUAUCAAAAGUUCUCUCAGGAAAUGUUGUCAAAUGGUGAGCUGAACCAUCUGCCCAUGAAGGAGCGGAUGGGUGAAAUCGGAGGCCGCUGGCAGCGACUCACUCAGAAAGAGAAGGAUCGUUACAAAAAGAUGGCAGAGGAAAAACAGAGGCAGUACAAAGUGCUGAUGGAGCAAUGGCUUGCGAGUUUAUCAGCACAAGAGAAAGCUGUGUAUAAAGAAUAUAAUUCUCUGAAACGGAGGAGCACAGCAAAACCAGGUGGCACCAAUGCUAAAGUGAAAGCCAAGGCCAAAAUAUCGGAGGAUGAAGAAGAGGAGGAGGAUGACGACGAUGAGGAGGAAGAGAAAGAUUCCGACGAUGAAUCUUCCUCUGGUGAAGACAGUGACGAUGACGAUGAUGAAGACGAUGAUGAUAAUGAGGAAGACAUAGACGACGAAGAGGUGGAGGAUAAGGAGAAUAAAUCGGAAAGCAGCAGCAGCGCCUCCAGCUCUGAUGACUCGUCAUGUUCCGACUCGGACUGAGCCAGAGCCGAGUCAGGCCGAGCCCACAGACUGCCAGAAAUGCUGUGAACUGAGCCAUGAGCUGAGGGGUGUAAGCGCUCUGCCCACCACCAGAGGGAGCUCACCCCACUGUAACACAUCUACACCCACCAAGCCACCCAGAUUCUUUUCUUCUGUAUCUGUAUUCCCCUGCACUUUCGGGUUUAUUAGUUCCUCCCUCUAUAAAUUCACUUGGCAGGUUUUAUGGUGUUUUAGGCAAACAAAAUGCGUACUUGGUGAUGCACACUCUAAAUUCCUCCUGACACAAUGCUGAUCACCGAAAAGGGCUUAGUGCUCUACUGUUGGCUUGUAGUCAUUAUGGGGCAUCAUUAGGAUGCACCAAUUUUGUAAUUAAAAGGUAGGGUAAUAGAGGAGAUUGAGAGCACCAGGUGCCAUUUUCUUUUUCGUAAAUGAGCCAAAGAAUCUACGUUUCACAGAUUUGUUUCGGGAGGUACAGGGGACCAAAUAAUUGCACUCUGAAGAAUGUCUGUUUUCUUGCUCUCCAUCUGUACCUUCUAAUAGCGUCUUUUCUCUCCAGUCGCUCCUUUUACUUGCUCCCUCCUUUUUUGCUUUGGUGUUUGUUUUAGCUUUUUCGGUUCAAAAAAUGUGGUGUUUUAAGGAACAAUGAAGCCAUUUUGAAUGUCGCUGCAUGGAACCUGCAGGUCGUGCACUCGCUACUUGUUCGCAAAGUGUUCAUGCGCCACUCUUCCCUGCACCUGAUGAGGGUCAGGAGGUUAAAGGUGAAAAUGGACUAUUUAUUUUUGUCCUGUUAUAAGAACGCUUCCCAUUGCUGUUUUGUGCUUGUGAUGAAGCCAAGGAACCAGCAGAUGAAUUUGAGUUAGCUGUUAAGAGAAUUUAAAACAUCCAAUGUUGUACUGUAUAAUAAGAACUAGCUCAUCAGUUAAUUGCUCGCAAAGUUCUCGCGGAAAAAGCUUGCAUUUGUGUUACGCAGAUUGGGCACCAAAACGUUUCUCAUUUGUUAAUAAUGGUUACAUGUUGUUUAAAGCUGACUUUUUUUUUUUUUUUUUUUUCUAACCACUGUUUUAUUUGGUGCUCCAAAGAGCUGUUUUCCUUUUAAGAUGUUUUGAGAUGUUUUAAAUAUGAUAGAUGUGAGUUACCCCACAAUUCAGUGCACUUAUGAUGAAAUGGCAAGCUCACAAGCCCAGUGUUCUUUCAGUUUUCCUCUCUUCAUUUCAGCCAUCGCCCUAUAAUGUCAACCACUUUAAAGGUUUUUUCACACACCAGCUCAAGGAAUGUAAUGGAGAUGUUUUAUUUAAGAGUGGGGUACUGUUAUUUGUUGUGUGUUUAUGUAUAUAAACAGUUUUGAGGGUAACUGGUAUGUUCUCUGAUUCCAAUGCCCUGGCAAGAAAUGGUUCUUCUAACUAAAUUAAGAUGGUAACCCACAACCCAGCCUCUGACACGAGUUAUAACCUCUUCAGUAUUUGUACAUAGCCAUACUUGUUAUGGGCACAGUAAAUGAAGUUUUUCCUAUCAAGAAAAUUGGGCCUUUCUCAUUUGCAAAUAAACAAAACGAUGACAAGCAAAUGCUAUUUUUUAUUUUCGGGGAUUGCAAUAAGUCAUCCUUUGACAGCUGUAAGUGAAUCUGGAUGCUGUAUUUUCUGUACCAGGCAUUUAAGAACAUGAACAACUAGUUUAUUGAGGAUUUGAGUGACAGGCCAGGAUAAGAGAUUCCAGUGGACCUCUGAAGAUUAGAUUUUUUUUUUUUUUUUUUUUUUUCUUUUUUAAGGACUUUGAGAUUUACAAACAUGCUUGGGUUGGGUUUAGUGCUAUUGUAUGGUAUUUGUAAAUAUUGCUUUAUUCUUUUUUUUUUUCUUUGUAUUGAGUGAACAUUAUUGCGUUUGUAAUUUCAGUUGGCUAAGCAAUCUGCUGCUGUAGCCAAAAAAAGAGUUUGUCUGCUGGGGAAAUGUUUUUAAUUUGGUAAAUUUUAGUUUUUACCCCUUCCCAUGUUUGUUUGUUUAUUUCUAGAAAUGGCAAAAAAAAAAAAAAAAGCAAGCUUAAAUUUGUAAUACACAUUUGAAACAUUUGGAUGUUUUCUAUAGCAAGAGAUGUAUAUCCGUGCAAUUUACAAUUUGGGCAAAUAAACCUCUUAAACUGUUUCACUUUU